Mytilus californianus (California mussel) is the source of this 6765-nucleotide messenger RNA. RefSeq lists its product as uncharacterized. Lineage: Eukaryota; Metazoa; Mollusca; Bivalvia; Mytilida; Mytilidae. The transcript has 5 exons. The coding region runs from base 234 to 1055 and encodes 273 amino acids. The record is from RefSeq and is a predicted model, not a curated record.
UCCCUAUGAAUGCAAUGAUCCGUUUACCAAUAAACAUUGUCAAAUCUUACAACUUCUCAUAGACAGAGAAUCUGCUGAAGCAAACAGAAAACAUGUGAUAGUGAAAAGUGAGAGAGGACAAAUUUAACAAAGAAAUUAUUUAUAUUAAUGGUGCAAAGAGUUGGACAACUGGCCCAUUUUAAACCAACAGUUGAGGAUAUUAUUGAGGGUUUUUAUGGUGCUAGAUUGUUCACAUGUCGACCAAACGGAACAUGCUUAAGUUCCUGACACACAAACUAAAAUCUCAAACAUUAAACGAAGUACAACCUUACACAGAAAAGGAAGAUGAUGAUCGAGACUCAGGUACUGAAUCUGAUGAAGAAAACGAAGAUGACUGUAUAGAAGCAGAUGAAUUUAAUAAUAAUAAAUGUAGACGAUCUUUACCAAUACCUGUAAACCAGAAUUCAACGAUAUGGGGGUCAACACAUGAAAUCAGCGAGCAUAACUUGGACAGAAUAAGUUGUACAUCUGACUACAACUUGGACAGUAUUAGUUGUACGUCUGACUACGAAAGACAAAGUUUAGACUUUGAGCAUCAUAGCUCAGAAGAGGAAUUAGAAAUUCUUCAUAAGGAAUUUGUAGCAGAGAAACGAAAGCGUUUACAGCCACAUCGACAUUGUGAUAGUGCGUCAGAUGAGGAAGUGAAAGAAUUCAUGUUACAACCUCAGCCCAUUAAUUUCAGCUCUUCCCCACCAAAAGUUGUUCACACACAAAUUACUCCUGUAACAGUGAUGACGAUAUCCUCACGGAAACGACAUCGUCAGAAUACUACCUCUGAUUCACCUAUGGACUCUUCUCUUCAUCGACCCUCUUUAGAUUUUGAAAAAAUGCAGAAAAAUGCAGUUAAAAAACAGUGUACUCAUGGCAUAGGUAGAGCAAAAAUUGUUAAAAUUAAGACUGUGAAUGCAAAUAGCAAAUCUGCCAAAUCAGAUCCUGGAAUGUUUACAUUUAAAUCCAUCAGUAGUAAUUCUUACAGUUCCAUGACACCUGUGGAAGAACCAUCAUGUGCAUACUGAACAUUAUGAAGUUCAGGAUUAUCAUAAUGUCAAAUGAUCAAGUUCAGGAUCAGAGACUGAAAAAUGGCUUGUGAUAGAGUUCAAGAUCAGAUAAAAACUAAAACAUUUACUCCUUCAAUGAACAAAUGUGUUAUUUAUUAACUAUUUAUUUGUUAUUUGUCUUGUGUACAGAGGAGGACAAUAUUUAGUGAUAGUUUUAAUUUUUUCAAAUCACAAGAUAAUCAUAGCAUCAUUACAAGUAUCAUAUGACUGAUCAUGAGGAAGGUCAAGUGUUCUCUUUUCAAAAAUUGUAACUGAGUUAUCAUUAGGGAAAUCACAUCUGUCUGAGGACCCUAAUAGGAGGGAACUUUGGAAUAAUAUGAAAAGCUAUUGUUGUGCUGAUGAGCACUUAAGGUUUUCACAAUCAGAGAUGACAUUAUGGUAUUUAAAAUUUAAUAAACAUUAAGUAUAAUGUAUAAGUAUAAUAACGUAUUUUGAUACUAGCAAAUGUCAAUCUUAGAUUCUAUAAUCACAAAGAUCUGUUUUCAAGAUUUGCUAAUGUCACCAAAAAAUCUUUUGAAUAGAGACAUUAAAAUCUAUUAUUGACAUUGGGUAGUAUAGAAAUAUGAUACAUUAUUCAAUAAUUAAUAGGCAAAAUAAUCUUGUAAUAUUAAGCUCAGGUUUGUGUCUGUUUCAAUCUACCUGAUAAAAGUGCAUCAAGCAUUUUUAUGUAAUGAGGAUAGUCUAUCUUCCUAAAUAUUAUUAUCGCCACGAUAUAGCCUUGUUGUGCUAAUGCGGCGUAAAGCAACCAACAAUCAAUCAAUCAAUCCUAAAUAUUAAAUUUUUGAAAUGAGAACAGUCAAUCUUUCCCAUGUGUUACCAAGCAAUGCAAAACACAUUCUUCUCAAACAUUUGUCACUUUAUCAUUGUCAUUUUAUCAGCAGUUAUGGCUGGCCAUACUGCUGCCACCAUUGUAAUGCAUCAUAAUGAAAUGUAUGAAAAUUAGUGAUGGUAGCAAAUUUUCUAUAUGAAUCAUUUUGUCUCAUACCAGGUUCAUUAAUCGAAGAUUCACACAUUAUUUCCUUGUACAUGUACAGCAAAUUUAAUAAUCAAGUCAGAUCUAUGAAAGCCUAAAUAGAUUAAGCUUGUAGAUAUAGUAAGAAUAAGUUCCACUGAAUGUAUGACUAUUAUUGACUUUUAAAAGAUGGUAAUUGUCAGUUGUAAGAUUUGACAACAUGGAUUGAUUUUUAUGCAAGUAAACAAACUGAUGAAUAUAUAAAGGCAAUGCUGUUUUGACUCAGGUUCUUAAGUGCCAUAUUUAUUAAACAGUAAGUUUCAGGGAAAACAAUUUGGACAUUUAUUACAAAAAUAAUUGUUGUGACUUUUUCAUUAAGGUUUAUGGAUUGGUGAUAUUGUAUUUGAAAGGCCACACUCAAUCAUCAGAGUUUUUAACACUUUUGUUAUUUGAUUAGAAACCUUGUUUUUUAAAACUUGAUCUGCUCAGAUUUCUGAGGAGGAAAUCUUUAGAAUGCAACAACAACAAAAAUUGGUGUGGCCUGAAGAAGGCUUUUUUUAAUCAAGUUUAUAAAAAAGGCUUUGAAAUGGAAACAUUUUCUAGUAAGGCAAAGUGUCAUCAGAGUUAACAACUUAAUCAUAAGAGGGUGACAGAGGGAGUUUGGUGCUAUGUGCAUGAAAGAUAAUAAAAUAAAACAGAUUCGGUAUGAGUGAAAAAUAACCUUUUUCCUUCACACAGAAUAAAAAAUUACAAUUUACACAAUAAAAUAUCAAUGACAAUCCUCAGGUCAAAUAAAAGAAGACAAACACAUGACCAAAAUUAACCUUGUGUGUCACAAUAUUUUAUUGACAUCAAAUAAUAACACAUUGGUUAAUAACUUAAAUAGAGAUGAUAUUUUUAAAAAAUUUUCCUCAAAAUCUAGUUCGAUUAUUUUUUCUUAAAAAGUUUUAAAAUAGUGUAAAUAGUAAGAAUUGCCAAAUUUCUCUAUUAUUUUUCUCUCUAUCUCCCCUCAUUUCUCUGUCUUCUUGCUAUACCCUCUAAUCUCUGUUGCAUUUUAACUCUUUCUGAUCCAAAAACGAAUCAUAAUAUUUUGAGAUAUAAUUUAAUGAAAACCAAUAUCAACCAUUUUUCCCUAAAAAUUUGCACAUCUGCCUCUUAUUAUGAUAACUAUACCCUAUCUCCUCACAAUGGUCUCAGACUCCACCACUAAAUUACCAGCUUACUUUACAUUAUGGCUACUGUAUAAUGUAGUUGUAUCUGACAUGGUAUAAACUGUAUUUUUUGGCUCUGCCUUUAUCCCACUGAUCUCUAGCUGUGCUAGAAAGUUUUUUUCUCUAUUUUUACUGUAUUUUCUGCAGUCAUGUAUAUUAUCUAGCAUUGUAUUCUUUCUGAACUUUUCUAGACUUUUUAUGUACCCAAAUGAUCUUUGAUGCAUCUGUUUUAUAAAGAAUUUUUGUAAAAUAUUAGUAAGAGCUGUAAAUUUUAGCACUAUUAUUCUGUAUUGAUUCAUUUGACCAAUUUAUGCUAUAAUACUGUUAUAACACAAAUAUUGCUGUAGUGUAUUGACAGUUUUAUCUUAUGACUGUAAGAUUUUGGACUUUUUAUUCCAGAUUGCUGUAAAUUUUGGCAGUUAAUGUACCCCACUGAUCUCAGGUUGAAUUUGUGAUAUUUUAUAAAAGGAGAGAGAAUUAUUUUUAUUUCAUUCAGGGUUGCUAUCGAAAUGCAACAUUUUGUAUAAUGUUUUUAUUACAAUUUGAAAAAGUGGUAUAACAUUCUCAAUUAUGAUACAUGUUUUGAAAAUUCAACAAUUUGAGGCCACACCAAUUUUUUUCAUUGUUCUUAGGGAUUUGCCAUUGUAAUUUGUAAAAUUUUCUAUAAAAAGAAUUUGCUCAAAUACAAAGAGAAUAGUCUGAAAAUCUUUGUUUCAAAAAUAUCUGAUAAAUUACAAGGGAUUAUUUGAAUCUGGAAUAAUUUUUAAUACUGGCAAAUUGAUAAUAAGUGUAUGAUGAAAACAAACCCAAAGAAUGAGGGUUAGGGGUUAAUAAGUUCAUACUGAAAUAUCAGUGAAAGUUUCCGGAACCUUAGCCAUGAACCCUCCAUAGUUGAAUUAGUUUCCAUCAUACAUUAAUUUUGCCCUCUUUAUUCAAACCCUGGAUCUGCCCCCUAAUUGUGGCAUAAUCAUGCCUUUUCAAUAUGAAUGUACCUGAAUUAUAACCAUAAGGCUCCAAACCACAAUUAAUUCCCUUUGUUCAUGGUCUAGGAAUAUAGUUCCAAAGUAUUAUAUGGGGUAUUUCUUCCUGAGUAUUCUGACUACUGUUUUAUUUGAAAAGUUUACAAUUUAAGUGGUCCUAUCAGUUGCAUAUAUAUUGAAAUAUGUAAAACAUGUGGGAAAAUUUUAUAGUUGAAAGUGAAAGUAGUGGUUUGGCUCAAAUGAAAGUAGGGUAGAAAUUAGCCUUCAGCAUUUAUUCAAGGUUCAAAUCCUACCAUUGGCAUGUUAAAAGGGUUCUCGAAAGAAAAAGCAGAAAUGGAUUGUCCUGGGACAAGCAUAUUUUAUUAGCAUAAUAAUGGUCUAUUAGCAGUUUAAUUUAUUUUAUGUUUGUACCGGUGCAAAUUUUUAAUUCAUUUUGACUUUUACAAAGAAAUGCAUUGUAACCAAUGGAGAGAAUACUUGUGGUCUGAGGCCAUAAGUUCUUUGGAAUGUUAUUUUCUAGAUAUUCCGUUAAUUUUAUUUUUACCUUAAAAAAACAAUGAUGAACAAAAAUAUGAAAUUGGUGAGGCCUUAAUAUAGGAAAGUAUUUGAUAGCUUGUUUACCAAACAUAAAUUGAUGAGGCCUGAAUAUAAGUAAGAAUUUGACAGUUUGUUUACCAUACAGUGAAGCUUAUAAUGGCAUGGUAAACUUUUUUGUUUAUCUACAAAUGAAAUUUUUCUUUUAUGAUAGUUUGUUAAUUUUGUGGACAAAGACCACAAGUUUAUAAAUCUAUAUGAAUAAUUGAAUUAAAAAUCUAUAAACAAAGUUGAUAAUGGGAAUUGUUUUGAUAGCCCAACAGCUGGCUACUGAGAUAUUUAUCAUUUAUUGGAUCAAGUGCUAAAUAGAAAAAAUAAUGAAAAAAGAUUAGCAAUUCAAAAUUAUAAAAAAAUAUUGGGUAAUAAGGUAAAAAAUUUACACCAGGUACUGUGUUCAGUUAAAAGUGUCCAAUACAAUGGAAUUUCAACCAAUACCAAAAGGCCUUUCAUUUUUGCUGUUCAAUCACCAGGCAUUGUGAUUGGUUAAUUGUAUCCAAAACAAAAGAAAUUCAACCAAUACCAAUGACCUUUCAUUUUAAUGUGCAAUCCACAAAAUUUUCUUUGAUUCUGAAACAGUAAAGGAUAAAAUUUAAUGUUCAAAUGCUUUAUAUUUACCAAUUUUUAAAUUUUAAAAUUACAGUAAGUUUUCAACACCUUACUAAGAAGUGAUAUCCAUCUUCCAAUAAUAAACAUUGCUCUUUUUAUCUGAUUUCUAAAACCAAUCCUGGAAUGAUAAUAGGCUUUGAUCAUAGUAGGUGCUUUGUAUAUCCUGUUUCUUAUUGAACACAUUGUAAAAAACUGUGAUAGACUUGUGCUGUCUGAUGUAUUUUUCUGUCUGUAAAGAUCUUAAAUUAUUAAUUAUAUUAAUUAAAAAUUAUAAUAGAUCUUUAAAUAUUUAAUUCACCAAAGGUUAAAGUUGAAAUUGACUGGAGAAUGCUGAUCACCUAGUGAUCUAAGAGCAUACUUUAUUGCUAGAACAUUACAGGUUGUUGAUCUGUAAGAUAAAGAAUAUUAUUAUGUUAAUAUAUAUUUUUCAGCACAUGUUUUGAUGAAAGAUAGUAGUAAUAAAGUUAUACUGAUAUAUGUUACACCAGAUGAAAUUUGCAAUUUAGAUUUUUUAGAUUUCCACAUGUACUUACUUCUUCAUUCUAUUUUAUAACAACCUUCAUCUUAUUAAAAUGCAAUCAAAGUUCAUUUGACACUAUUCUUCCUCAAUAAGCUUCACUGCAUAUGAAAGUGAGGCUAUAGGUUGACCUUUGUCAGACUCUUCUCUCUGCCAAACAAAUAUUAAUAGACAGAUUGAUUAUUUCAAGGCUAGGUCAUUUUCACUUUGAACUUGUUCAAUAUGAGAUUGGCCUCUUACUUUUUUUUUAAUCAUUGAUGGACUCAUGUCAAUCUUGAGGGGCAUCAAAACAAAUUAAUUUAAAUAUCUGUAUUUUUCAAAGUGAGGCAAAGACCAGGGUUCAUAAUUUGGACAAGGUUUUAUCUUGCAAUGCUAUGAAUGACAAAAUAUGUUGAUAUAUUUUAGUAAGAAAGGUUAAACUCACAUUUAUUCAUCCUCAGACAUAAACAAAUACCUGUUGACAUCCCCUUUUCAAUAACAGUUUUCUCAUUGUACAUUAUAUAUGCUGGUACCCAGUUUAUAUUAUAAAUACUAGCACCCAGUAAAAUUACUACUGCUGGUUUCCAGUUAAAGUUAAAAUUUCUGGUUUCUAGAAUAAGUAUGUGUUUAAAGAUGCUGGUUCCUAGGAACUUUGUUGAUAAGAUUAACUCAGCGUUGACAGAGAUGACGUGAUAGUUGUACUACCUCUAGUAUGUAUAUUUUUGUGAAGAAAGAGAGUGUUGCUAUGGUGAUUGGACUGAUUGUAAAAAAUGGCUGAUAAUGCAUUAUACAAUUUUUGUAUUAAAAUAAAAGAAAUGUUGAAUAUAUA